GGUGAGAGUUAUCCUGUCCCGUGGGCGGCCCCUCCAUCCCUGUCACCUGCGGUGCUGCCGCAGCCCCCGGGGCUCUCACCCACCCACCCACCCACCCUGUUUGCGCAGCCGGCGCCGCAGCGAGAGGCUCUCGGCUCCUGUUUGCCCAGUGCCUGGAGAGGCCGGGAUGAAAGGGCUGCGUGGCCCCUCCAGCCCUCUCCAGCGGUGCUUCCGCACCUUCAAAGCAUCCGGAGCCCCUUGAAGCCGGGACAAGCACCUGCCUCACCCUGGGAAAAGCCGGAGACAUCCCGGAGGCCAGCAGGGACGGGGAAGGAGACGUGGCUGAGAGCUAUAGGCUGUAGGAGGCUUUGCUUCUGUGCCCGAGGAUGUGUUGGUGUUGGAUGGAACGGGCGGUUUGGGGCAGUGCCAGCAGUGUCCCCAGCCAUGACCGCUUGUCCCUGCAGGUGCUGGGACAGGACAAGCCUCUGUGGCAACUCAGUCUCUGCCCUCAGUGUAGAGUGAUUUGUUUCCUACUGAGGAAGAGGGGGCAUCACCGACGACGCCCUCCCGGGGAGGGGAAAGGAUUGGGAGCAGCCCUAGGGUGGGAGGAUUCUGGCCUGGGACAGGGCUGGGAACUGGGGCCAACGCUGAGACAGGAGCAGAGAGGGAGCAUCAGCCUGGGCUCCAAGGGGAUACCUGGAUCCCGCAGCUCCUGCCCCACAGGCAUGCGGGCAGGAUUGGGAUGCUCAGGGCUGCUCUGGAAGGGCCAGGAGGGCAUGCAGGGUGCUGCGGCCAUCGCGGGGACCUCACGGCAGCGUCGCGGCUGGGAAACCACAGCCCCGGGCGAGCACCAGCACCCUCCCAGAUGCGGGAGCUGGCAAAACUUCGCAAGCUCUGCUGCGCCCCGAGCCAGCAAGUGAAGGGCUGGAGCUUCCCUCGGGCACACCGGGGCACGUCGGGCUCCCCCGGGGCACCCCACCCGCGUGGGGACCCCGGGCCAGCCGCCAGCCCAGCGCCCGCUCCCGGCGCUGCUCCUCUGCCUCCCCCCGCGCCCGCCUCGGCAACGGGGAAACUGAGGCACGGAGCAGCGCCGGCCCCCCGCGCUGCCCUCCACGCGGGUCGGGUGCCCGUGGGGUGUCCCCGCCGCGUCCCCGUCCCCGCCGCCCCACGGACGGUGGUUCGCGGGCCCAGCAGGUGGCGCCCCGCGCCCGCCGGUGGCGGCGAACGGAGCCCGGGACCGGGAAGGACCGGGAGGGACCGAAGGGGACCGGGGGAAAACGGGGGGAGCUGUGAUGGACCGCACUGGGCGGCGCUGGUUCGUGCGGGGCUGGGCUGGGCUUGUCUGUGCUGAUCCGUGCCGGGCUACACUGCUCUGGGCUGUACUGGGCAGCGCUGGUCUAUGCUUGGCUACACUGGGCUGACUGCACCGGGCUGUACUGGGCUGUACUGGGCAGUGCUGGUCCAGGAAGGGCCGUGCAGGGCUGGGCUGCACUGGGUUGUACUGGGCUGUGCUGGUGCAUGAAGGACCAUAGAGGGCUGUGCAGUGCUGGGCAGUACUUGGCUGUGCUGGGCUAUACUGGUGGCUGGACUGGGACAAUUUCCUCCCAGCAUGGCUGAUGCUGCAUCCCAAGGACCAGUGCCCAGCAUCCCCCUCCCUCCCAGCUCCCACUGCCACCGGCUGGGGCAGAUCCUCUGUCCCCAUCCACACUGGGUGGCAAAAGGAGGGUGCUGGGGCUGAAGUGGGUUCACACAGGCUGUGGGGGCAAUCUGCUCGUUCCAGGUGGACUUUGUACCAGCAUAUGUGUGUGUGUGUAAUGAUGUCACAGCUGUUAGUCCACGAGGUGAAAGUCUCUCUGUGUCCUCAUAACAUUAAUUGCUCUUCCUAGAAGGACCCUGGCAGUGGAGAGAUGCAGUAUCCUGCUGGGCUUGCUCGGAUCCCACCAUCUUAUAUUGGAUGUUGGGGAGAAAUUCCUCCCUGGGAGGGUGGUGAGGCCUGACACAGGUUGCCCGGAGAAGCUGUGGCUGCCCCAUCCCUGGACGUGUCCAAGGCCAGGUUGGAGGGGGCUUGGAGCCACCUGGGCUAGUGGAAGGUGUCCCUGCCUACGGCAGGGGGUGGAACGAGAUGAGCUUUAAGGUCCCUCCCAACCCAAACCACUCUGUGAUUCCAUAACUCCAUGGUGCUCCAGUUUGCUUUGCCACCAUGCUCAGCCGAAUGUCCCCAGGCUGGUGGCAUCGCUGCGUGCCUCUCCUUGCAGAGGGGGGGACCCCCAAACCCUGGCAGGACAGCGAGGGGCCCCCAGCGCAGCGCAGGGGGUGGCCGCUGGUUCAGAGCCCCGUUACCGGGGGCUCCGGGGGGGCCGCGGGAUCGCUCCCCCCGUGCCCUCCCGGGGGGGCGGGGAACAGGGCAGGGCCCCUCCCUCUAUGAAAUGCAGGCCCGGCGAUUGGCGGGGGCGGGGCCGGGCUCCGCGGCCGGGCUAUAAGAGCGGGGGGAACAAUGCGCCCGCGGUCCCGGCUCGGGGGCUGGCGCCGGGGUGGGGGUUCCCCCUCAUCCCUGGGGCUGCCCCUCGUUUUUCUCUCUGUCUCCCCCUUCCUCAUGCCGAGAUGGAGUUUGACUCGUACCAGCAUUACUUCUACGACCACGAUGCCCAGGAGGAUUUUCACCGCUCCACGGCUCCCAGCGAGGACAUCUGGAAGAAGUUCGAGCUGGUCCCCACGCCCCCUCUGUCCCCGCUGGGUACCCCCGGGGAGAAGGGGUGCUGCUCGGGGGCGGAGGAGCGCUCGGGAUGGCUCUCCCGGUACUGCCUCGCCGGGGAAGAGCCGGAGUAUCUCAUAGGGACCGGACAGAUCUUCGGGAACCUGAGCGCUUUCAUCCUCAAGGAUUGCAUGUGGAGCGGAUUUUCAGCCCGGGAGAGACUGGAGAAGGCGAUGACAGAGAAACUUUCCACGGGCACGCAGAGAGCCACCCCACUCAAACCCUCCUUCGCGCAGGAUUUUGGGUUCAGCAGCUCCGUGAGCGAGUGCGUGGAUCCCGCUGCCGUCUUCCUUUGCCCGCUGGCCGAGAGCAAGAUCCCCGCAUCCUCGGGAUCCGAGGGCCAAAGCGACUCCGAAGGAGAAGAGAUCGAUGUGGUGACGGUGGACAAGAGACAAUCGCUCAGCCUGAGGAAGCCGGUGACCAUCACCCUGCGCGCAGACCCCCUGGACCCCUGCAUGAAACGUUUCCACAUCUCCGUCCACCAGCAGCAGCACAACUACGCCGCCCGCUCGCCACCAGACUCCUGUCCCCCACUGGAGUCACCCCAGCAGGACCAGGACCGAGACGAGGACGAGCCACCAAGUGCCGCAGAGCCAGUCCCUGCCAUCACACCUCCUGAGCCCAGCUUGCCAAAGCUCAGCAGCAGCCCCGGCUCCGACAGCGAGGAUGUGGCCAAGAGGAAAAACCACAACUACCUGGAGCGCAAGCGGCGCAACGACCUGCGCUCGCGGUUCCUGGCCCUGCGGGACCAGGUGCCCGGGCUCGCCAGCUGCCCCAAGACGCCCAAGGUGGUGAUCCUGAGCAAAUCCUCCGAGUACCUGCAGUCGCUCAUCAGUGCCGAGAGGCGGAUGGCAGCCGAGAAGCGGCAGCUGCAGCAGCGCCAGACCCAGCUGCUCAAACGGAUUGCUCACCUCAAGGGGCACUAGCACCCAGGGUACCCCCCGCCCCAGUCCCCACAACCCCCCUGGCUCCCUCUCAAUUUGCACAUUUUUUUUUUUAUUUUAUUUUUUGGUUGUUUGUUGAACUCUUGGCCCCGGGGGGCUGGAGCACGUGGCGGUUGCUGCAUGUGGGGUGGCCGUGGUGCUGCUCCUGGAUGAGGGAAUGGGGCCACGGUGGAGACCCCCCCCCAUGGCAUCACCUGCCUGGGGCUGGUUUCUUGGCACCAAGUGUUGCAAGAUUUCCCCUGUCCCUGCUGUGAAGCUUUGUCAAGUGAUUACUUCAAUUCAAGAGCUCAACUCUACUCCCCCUCCCCAGCAGCCCCGGCACCCCUCUCUGCUGUUUUCCACCAACAGCAUCACUGGGAGCUGCCCCUGGGCAUCUGUCUCGCCCUAAAAAUCCCAAGCAACCAUGGUCUGCCUUGGCUCAUGGAAGCAGGCAGACACAGAGCCCAGCACGGGCCUCGUCUCUGGAUGGAUCCCACGGAGAUGGUGAGGGCAGGAUGUCUCUCACCAGGGUGAGCAGUACCCUGUGGGUGAUCCCCGAUCCCCUUGCUCGGCUGGACCGUACCUCACUUCCUUAUCACUUCACGCAGUAGCUGGUCUUGGAUUUUAUGUUCUAGAAACUGCUGCUGUAACUGCGAGUCUUAUACUGGAGGCUGUGUUUUUAUACUGUAUUUUUGUACCACUUUUUGAGAAGUAUUGGUAAAGAGUUUGCUUUUUUUAUAUAUAUAUAAAAACUUUUUUUUUAAGGGGGGGGUUUCCUGCUGCAGGGGAGGGCUCAGUCCUGCUGCACUUGAGGGAGAUCAGGAAGGGGCUGGCUCCUGCUGGACCCUCGAGCUGAGUCCUCACAGAGGCCAUUUACCCCCUUGCAGCUCUCCAAACCACCCAUUUGCAAUAACAGGGGAUUUUAUCCCUUUCCUCUCCUUGUGAGUAUCCUUGUGACCCCUUUUCCCACCCUUGUGAGUACCCUCUCACCAGCAGCCACUUAAAAUCCUCAGCGAAGCUUUGGGCUUUGCAGGGGGCAGGUUGUGCAUGUGUGUGGGGCUGCUCUGCCUUCGAGGCUUCCCCCUGCCUGUGCCCUCCUGCUGCCCAACCUGCGGUGGGGUACGUGGGUGGCAGAGUCCCCUGUCCCCUCCCAGGGGUGCUGGCAGGGGUGGUCCUGCAGGACAGCACCCUCGGGCCCCCACUGACCUGCUGAGAACUGUUAGAGUUAACACUGUGGUCGGAUUUAGCACUUUCUUCAUUACCUCACACUUCAUAAAUAAAUAAGUUUGCAACAGCC
This is a messenger RNA of Pseudopipra pipra, 4951 nucleotides long. It is a transcript of the gene MYCL, whose product is annotated as MYCL proto-oncogene, bHLH transcription factor. Gene Ontology annotation, biological process: regulation of transcription by RNA polymerase II. NCBI's taxonomy places the organism in Eukaryota, Metazoa, Chordata, Aves, Passeriformes, Pipridae. The transcript has 2 exons. The coding region runs from base 2401 to 3657 and encodes 418 amino acids. The record is from RefSeq and is a predicted model, not a curated record. Gene Ontology annotation, molecular function: protein dimerization activity; DNA-binding transcription factor activity, RNA polymerase II-specific; RNA polymerase II cis-regulatory region sequence-specific DNA binding.